AAACGGGAAGCCAAACACUUUAUUAAGAGCACGAUCAUCCCCGAUGCGUUUUGAUGUGCGGAUGGAACUGAUUCGGUCACUUCCGCCUCUAUGAUCUCCAUCUAUUGUUUCCUAUUGGCUGUAUCGCCAGCUGCUUCUCUACAAGUGGAGUGUACACUGCAUCAGUUAUUUGGAUGUUUGGAAUCCCUGCGGUCGGUGACACAAGGCAAUGACUUGACCUUGGCAACAACGAGACAAGAACUAUCUGAUGUUUGUAGAAAUUUGAAGAAAAGCGUGUUAUGUGUGGAUGAACAUAUGAAAAGUUGCUUUACUGCCACCCAGAGGAAAGUCUUCAAUCAGGUCGUUGCUGGUGCUCGACAAUUUUUAUUGGAACUAUGCGUAUCUGGAAAGAUACAAGAUACAUAUCUGAGGCAUUCCCCCUGUUACAAAAACGUGUCUCUAUCCGAAGAAAAAUGUGCGCUCAAGUAUCAAUACUUGAUUCAGCUAUCUGAGAAUGUAGACAAAGGAAGAGAUGUUGAUGAAGGCCUUAGAGAAUCUUGUUGUGCCUUCAACGCGUUUGUGCUCUGUAAAAACAUACACGUGGACAAAGACUGUGGUAAAGAAGCUGGCCAAUUCCUCCGCCAACAUCUAGACCGCAUUUCCAGUCCACUGAUACACGAACAUUGUGCGCAUUACAUGUAUGCUACUGAUGCCUGCAGCACAUCAAGGGCUUCCAUCUCAACAAACUAUGGUUUUUUAUUUCUCAGCUUCAGUUUAUUAAUGCGCUUGUUGACGUGA
Molecule: messenger RNA, 777 nt
Organism: Uloborus diversus
Lineage: Eukaryota; Metazoa; Arthropoda; Arachnida; Araneae; Uloboridae
Exons: 5
Coding region: 91-777 (228 amino acids)
Source: RefSeq, a predicted model, not a curated record